Panicum virgatum (switchgrass) is the source of this 1394-nucleotide messenger RNA. RefSeq lists its product as uncharacterized. The coding region runs from base 609 to 1184 and encodes 191 amino acids. The transcript has 5 exons. Lineage: Eukaryota; Viridiplantae; Streptophyta; Magnoliopsida; Poales; Poaceae. The record is from RefSeq and is a predicted model, not a curated record.
ACACCAGUCUGCUGGCCUCGCCUUGGUCUGCCGUCGGCUCGCGCAGCCGCACCGCACCGUCUCCACUCUCCACCCACCUCCCUGCGAGAGCCGACCCUGCGCUAGGGCUUCGCGCUCCGAAUUCCGCCGCUAAUGCUGGUGCCGGGGCCUUCGGCUGCCGCGCUGGUGGCGGCGGCCGGUGGCGAGGAAUGGUGUGCGUGAAUGGGGCGCGCGCAUGUCAGGCGGCGGAAGGAGCAUGGCGGAUCACAGCCGACAUGGAGAGGGGUCGGGCCCUCCUCACCUUCUCGCCGCCGCUAUUUUGCUCUCGAGUGAUGGCCUUGGAACGGGGAUCGGGUUUGCUGGGCGCAGGGGCGGUGGAUGCGGCGGAGAGGAGGCGAGGCGGCUGGUGGAUGCGGGUCCGACAUUCAUGGUAGCUAUCUCCCAUGGAAUAGUUGGAGGAAAUAGUGGCACCACCAAUGGCGAUCUUACCUCGAGUAACGGAGGAACUUUAUCAGCUCUAAGAUGGUGAGCUUCGUGGGCCGGAUUUGAAGCUGCUAACCUUAUCAUUGUAUCAAGAUCCAGGGAGCAUCGCAAAGGCAUCUGGGCGCUUUGCUCCUGCAGUAUUGGAUAUGUCCGCAAAAUAUAAUGGUUCGUCUGAGAUGAUUGUUGGUCAGCCAAUGGCUGUUGGCUGGAAGCAGCGUCGACGACGUACUAAAGGGCGCUUUGUCACGACCCAUGUCAACCAGGAAGGGACCAAUGGAGGCAACAUGGUGCCAUUCAGUGCCGCGUUAAGAGACGAGGAAAACGUUGGUGAGGUCAUCCCUUGCCCCUCAGUUACAAUCAAUGUAGGUGAGGUUGCCAUCAGUGAGGCUGCAUAUGGAAGCAUGGUGCCAACCAGCAACGCUGCCGGAGACUUCUGUUGGCCCAUUGUAGCGACCAACGAUGAUGAGGAAAACAUCGGCAAGGUCGCCUAUGACAGCAUCCUGAACCUGGAAUCGCCUGAUCCCACCACACUCCUCAGGAUCAUGAUGGGGAACAAGUUCAGCACCGAUGAAGUCUCGGAGCAGUUCCAGAACGUGGCAUGCCUCCAGGCUCCUGAGUUUGCCACCCUCCUGACCGUCAUGAACAAUGCUGGCUAUGGUGAGACUGCGGACGAUGCACACUAUGAUGUCAACAAAGUAAUGAUGAAUUUAGAAGGGUGGUGACCAGCGACAGGUCGUGCUUAGUCCUGCCCCUGCCAUGAUGCCAUCGUUCUGCAGCCUUAUAUGUAGGCUUGCUUAGUUCUCAUGGCUAUCUAUCUGUUCUCUUUUGCUUGCAUUGUGACUCCGAACUGGAGCAAAUGUUUGUAUGGACCUGGUUCAUGUAUGAUAUUAAAUCUUGGAUUUCAUUAGGCAUGCGGAGAACGUGUCAACUAA